ACAGCCAAGCUGACGAAACUGCAUCAGUUUGCUAUGGAGGUUUAGAGUCAGACAGACUGAAAAUGCUUGUGCAUGAGAGAGAAACAUAGAUAAUGAUCUUUUGUUUUCCAUACUUCCAUAAUUUUGGAUCAAGUUUGACGUAUCACUAAGAAGACAAGAGAACAACAUUUGAAGCGACAUGUGCCCUGGAAAAAGAAUGGACCCACAGCCAUUGGCGGAUGUGCUCCACUUCAACGACAAGGAGCUGGUCUCUGGUGGUCUGCUGUCACAGCUGGAUCUCCUCAGGAGGGAAGGGCUUCUCACCGACGUGGUGCUGUGUGCCGAGGGCACGGAGCUGCCCUGCCAUCGCGCCGUCCUGGCGUCCAGCAGCCUCUACUUCCACGCCAUGUUCUGCAGCAGCUUCCAGGAGAGCUGCCGGCCGCGGGUGGUGCUCGGGGGCGUCUCGGCUGAGGCGCUGGCCGCCCUGGUGGCCUACGUCUACACGGGGGUCGUCGGCAUCACGCCCGAGCUGGUGCUACCGCUGAUGCAGGCGGCGUCCAUGCUGCAGUACGGCCGGCUGUUCGAGGCCUGCUCGGCGUUCCUGCAGACGCAGCUGGCCGCCGACAACUGCCUGGGCAUGAUGCGGCUGGCUGAGUCGCUGAGCUGCGGCAGCCUGCGGCGCCAGGCCUGCCAGGUGGCAGCCCGCUGCUUCCCCGCCCUGCGCGCCUCCGACGACUUCUCCGCGCUGUCCCCGUCCGAGCUGGCAGACGUCCUGGGCGACGACCGGCUGUGCGCCGGCGAGGAGCAGGCGUUCGAGGCCAUGCUGGCCUGGAUCCAGCACGACCUGACCGGUCGCCGCAGCGCCCUCCAGGAGCUCUUCCGGAGGCUGCGUUUCCGCCACGUCCACCCCACCUACCUCUUCCAGUUUGUGGCCAGCGAGCCACUGGUGCGGGCCUCUCCGGCCUGCGCGGAGCUCAUUGAGACGGCGCGCCGCCUGCUCUUCUCCAUGGACGCCAUGGCGACGCCAUGCCCGGGCAGCGAGAUCGAAGAGGCGUGGGUCGCCCCGCGCAGAGAGGCCUGCCACGAAGCCUUGGUGCUGGUGGGCGGCCGCAAGGACAGCCGGCAGACGUCACGUGAAGCGCUGCUGUACGACCCGUCCAGCGAGCAGUGGCGGCGGCUGGCCAAGGUCCCCGUGCGCCUGUACGGGGCCUCCUGCGCUUGCGUGCAGGGCCUGCUAUACGUACUGGGGGGGGUAGCGGUGUCCGCUGCCGGCCAACACGCCACCGGCGCCCCGACAGACACCGUCUACGCCCUGUCCCUCACGACCAACCAGUGGCGGGCGGGGGAGCCCAUGCUGGCGCCGCGCUAUGCCCACCAGAGCGUCUCCUCCCUGCACUUCCUCUUCGUCCUGGGCGGGGUGGCGGCCGACAGGCAGCUCUCCGGCGCCGUGGAGAGGUUCAACACCAUGUUCAGCCAGUGGGAGGCCAUGGCGCCCAUGCCCUGCCCCGUGCUGCACCCUGCUAUGGCUGCCCACGGCCAGAGGAUAUACGUCUUCGGAGGGGAGGACAGCAAGCAGGAUCCGGUCCGCAUGAUACAGGUGUACCACAUGGUGAGGAAUUUAUGGUGUAAAAUCGACACAAGGAUGGUGAAAAACGUGUGUGCCCCUGCUGCAGUUAUUGACAACAAGAUCUAUAUUGUUGGAGGCUACACUCGAAGAACAAUUGCUUACGACACCAAAGACAACAAGUUUGUGAAAUGCGCAAGCUUGAAGGACAGGCGAAUGCACCACUCGGCCACGGUGAUAGACAACAAGCUCUACGUGACCGGGGGGCGCUUCAUCAACAGCCAAGACACCAUAGAGGACUCAGAUGCCUUCGAUUGCUACGACCCCUCAUCAGACCAAUGGAGCUCCAAGGGCAAGCUUCCACAUAGACUGUUUGGACACUGCUCCGUUCCUCUGGUCUGCAUCUCAAGCCAGUUUCUUACAUGAUGUGUUAAUGUUGGGGACAGAAUAUGUAGGGGAAAAGCGUUUUUUUUAUUUUAUUUUAUUAUUAUUAUUUUUCGAUAAUUUAUGUGGUCUAUAGCAUACAUGAUAGAGCUCCAAGGGCAAGCUUCCACAUAAAUGGUAAAUGGACUGCAUUUAUAUAGCGCUUAUCCACUCCUUCGAGCACUCAAAGCGCUUUACAUUGUUUGCCUCACAUUCACCCAUUCACACUCACAAUCACACACCGGUGGCCGUGGCUGCCACACAGGGUACCACCCUGCCACCAGGAGCAACUUGUAUCCAUUAGUAUCUUGCUCAAGGACACAACAAUGGAGUCAGGCCGAGCGGGGCUUGAACCUGCAACCUUUGGGUUGCCGAACGGCUCCUCUACCAACUGAGCUACCACCUAACACAUAGAGUGUUCGGACACCGCUCCAUUCCUCUGCUCUGCAUCUCAAGCCAGUUUCUUACAUGAUGUGUUAAUGUUGGGGAAGAAGGUGUAGGGAAAUGUGUGUGUGUGUGUGUGUGUGUGUGUGUGUGUGUGUGUGUGUGUGUGUGUGUGUGUGUGUGUGUGUGUGUGUGUGUGUGUGUGUGUGUGUGUGUGUGUGUGUGUGGUUUUUUUUCUUUCAUUAUAAUGCGAUAAUCUGUGUAGUGUAUAGUGUGCAUACUGCUCAGUUCCUUUGAUUUUUUUUGUCUGAAACUAAUUUCUUACUUAACGUGUGUGAUGUUGGAGCAGAAGAUGUAAGGGAAAAGAUGUUUUUUAUUCUCAUUAUUAUUAUUAUUAUUAUUAUUUUGUCACAUCUGUGUAGUGUGGUGUCUCAGUGGUGAUGCUUCACAUGUUCAAACCAAGUGUGUUAUAUAAAUAUACAUGUAGACUUUGCAUAUAGACUUUGAGGGGCUAGAGAAUUGGACAAUGAUGUCACUAAACUCUACCGGGAAACAUUUUGUCUUUGAAAGGUCAGGUAAAUUAGGGGUUAGAAAGAAUUCUUGAAAGAAUUUGCAGCCACACUGGCUUCUCUGGUUUUUCUGGAUUUGCCUCCUGUAGGCCUACAUUCCUCUUAAGCAACACCUCUUAGUGGUGCUAUGAACGUUGAAUAAUACGUUCAAAACGUUCAAAAUAGGAAUUCACAUUCCUGACUAGUGGCGUCAACAAUAAUCGAUUCGGCGAUGCAAUGCAAUGCGGGGCAUGGACAAUCCAAUUCAAUGCGGCAAGUUCCAGAAUCGAUGCAGCAAUUGUUUUAAGUUUCAAUUACUUCCGUGGAUAUUUCAGGAGCAAAUAAAUGUUAAAUUAAAUAAAUGCACUUCAAAGCAUUGAAAACUGCAAGACUGAUACAGAAAACAGCAAAUAAAUUGUUGCUCAGUAUCUGACUACUUGUCAUGACUGAUGAAACAUUUGCUUUGCUUUCAGUAGAAAUGUCAUGCAUUGCAAUGCAUUGUAGAAUUGAAUCAAAUCGAAUAGAAUCGACUAGAAUCGAAUCAAAACGAAUCGAAUUGAAUCAAAUUGCUACCUCCCGAAUCUUAAUCGAAUCGAAUCGUGAGGACAGCCAAUGCACACCACUAUUCCUGACCCACCAGCCAGGUUGAUGGGGAGAGUGAAUAACCGGCGCUCUCCCCCAUGACUGAGGUAUCCUGAGCAUGGUACUGUCCCGCCGUGCUGCUUUCUUGGUGCACGAGUUUGGCUGCCUUACAAGGGUGACACAUAAAUGCAAUUUUGUUUUGUGUGCUGUGGAGUCCCGUGUCAGAGACAAUGGUUGUGCAGUGUGUCAUUCUUCAAAGCAAUGGGUCAUUCACAUUCAAGGAAAUAAUCCCAAAGAUUAAGUAUGACAUCAGGAAAGCACACAUCAAACACAUUUGCAUGAUAUGGAGGCUCCCUUUCUUAUCAUUUCUUUCCCAGUAGGCUACAUGAUUUUACAUAAAAUUGAAUUGCUCGAAGAAGGUCAUUAGACCGAAACGUAGCAAGUAAAACUCUGCAAAUGAGAACGGUGUGCGGGAGCUUUUGUUUGUCUCAACGUUGGUGACCCAGUGGUUCCACUCCUACACACCUGGCCUAAGGAGGUGUGCAAGAAUUCCAAAAAUAGUGCAUACCAUUUACACAGCACUUAUUGUACAGUGUAAAGUACAACAUUUUUUUAUCAUUGUUGUUGGUAUUAUUAUUAU
Engraulis encrasicolus (European anchovy) is the source of this 4120-nucleotide messenger RNA. RefSeq names its product kelch-like family member 38b (gene klhl38b). Bases 179 to 1969 code for a protein of 596 amino acids. Gene Ontology annotation, molecular function: protein binding. The record is from RefSeq and is a predicted model, not a curated record. The transcript is spliced from 4 exons. NCBI's taxonomy places the organism in Eukaryota, Metazoa, Chordata, Actinopteri, Clupeiformes, Engraulidae.